This is a messenger RNA of Gymnogyps californianus (California condor), 2611 nucleotides long. It is a transcript of the gene LMOD1, whose product is annotated as leiomodin 1. The transcript has 3 exons. The record is from RefSeq and is a predicted model, not a curated record. NCBI's taxonomy places the organism in Eukaryota, Metazoa, Chordata, Aves, Accipitriformes, Cathartidae. Gene Ontology annotation, biological process: myofibril assembly; pointed-end actin filament capping; muscle contraction. Gene Ontology annotation, cellular component: striated muscle thin filament; myofibril. Gene Ontology annotation, molecular function: tropomyosin binding; actin binding. Bases 132 to 2003 code for a protein of 623 amino acids.
GCUGCUGAGAUUUAACACUUCAGCACCUGCUGCCGCUGGGGGAAGCAGCGUCGGAGCUUCGGCUUCUUGGUUUUUUUCUCUCUCCUUGGGUACCACACACAACCGCAACCGUGUCUCGCCAGCGAGCCAAGAUGUCCAAAGUGGCCAAAUAUCGGCGACAAGUUAGUGAAGAUCCAGAUAUUGACAGUUUGUUGUCUACUCUGUCUCCAGAGGAGAUGGAAGAGCUGGAAAAGGAGCUGGAUGUGGUGGAUCCAGAUGGAAGCAUCCCUCUGGAGCUCGGUCAGAAAAACCAAACAGAAAAUUCCCCACCUGGCCCGCAAAACUGCGACACAGUGCUCAAUCACUGCGAAAAGGAGACCAGGAAGCUUAUGCAGAGGGAACACUCGAUAGACGAAAGCAGAUCAAGCGAGAAGAAUAAGGGAGCCAAGAAUGAAGAAGAAAAGGGAAAGGAAGCUCCUUCCAAAGACCUGGCCCGGAAACGAGAUACAAAAGUGGGGAAAGACUCCAAAAAGGAAGAAAGUAUUCAGAAAGAUCCGAAAGUUAAAGCAGAGGCUGAGACCAAGACCACAGAGGAGAAGGCUAUCAACGAUAAAGUCAAGGCCAUGGAGAGAAAGCUGAUGGGGAAGGACAAAAAGGAGGAAGAGAAGGGUUCGGUGUUGAAGAAGGACACGAGGAAGGACAAAAAGGAGGAAGAGAAGGGCUCAGCAUUAAAGAAGGACGCAGGAAAGGAUAAAAAGGAGGAAGAGAAGGGCUCAGCAUUAAAGAAGGACGCAGGAAAGGAUAAAAAGGAGGAAGAGAAGGGCUCAGCAUUAAAGAAGGAUGCAGGGAAAUAUAAAAAGGAAGAAGAGAAGGGCUCAGCAGCAAAGAAGGAGACAGGGAAGGACAAAAAGGAAGAAGAAAAGAGUUUGGGAUCAAAGAAACAGGCAGAAAAAGACACAAAAGGAGAAGAUAAGAAAGAAAAAGACAAAAAAGAAGAGGAAAAGAGUUCAGUUUUGAAAAAAUCAAAGGCAGACGAGAAGGAGAAAUCCCAGUCAGAGGCAGAAAAGGCAGCGGAGGAGAAAAAAGAGGCCAAGGCGGCAGCCGAGAGCAGCCCCUCCAAGCCCACCACCGGCAGCUCCUCAGAUCAGGCCAAGGAUGACGAAGCCUCCAGCAUUUUCGAUGAGCUCAUCGAGAAGGUGAAGAACAACGACGCCGAAGUCACCGAAGUAAACGUGAACAACUCGGACUGCAUCAACAACGAGACCCUGGUGCGCUUCACCGAGGCCCUGGAGUUCAACACCGUGGUCAAGCUGUUCGCCUUGGCCAACACCCGUGCCGACGACCACGUGGCCUUCGCCAUCGCCAUCAUGCUGAAGUCCAACAAGGUGCUGACGAGCAUCAACCUGGACUCCAACCACAUCACGGGCAAGGGCAUCCUGGCCAUCUUCCGGGCGCUGCUGCAGAACAACACGCUGACGGAGCUGCGUUUCCACAACCAGCGGCACAUCUGCGGGGGGAAGACGGAGAUGGAGAUCGCCAAGCUCCUGAAGGAAAACACCACGCUCCUGAAGCUGGGCUACCACUUCGAGCUGGCCGGACCACGCAUGACAGUCACCAACCUGCUGAGCCGAAACAUGGACAAACAGAGGCAGAAACGCCUCCAGGAGCAGAAACUGGCACAGGAGCGUGGGGAGAAGAAAGACCUCCUGGAGGUGCCCAAGCCCGGAGCCCUGCCAAAGGGGUCCCCCAAGCCAUCCCCGCAGCCGUCCCCCAAGGCUUCCCCCAAAAGCUCUCCCAAGAAAGGGGGGGCGCCCGCCGCACCACCCCCGCCUCCUCCUCCGCUCGCCCCACCGCUGAUCAACGAGAACCUGAGGAACUCGCUCUCACCGGCCACGCAGAGGAAGUUGGGAGACCGGGUGCUGCCGGUCCAGGAGAAGAACUCGCGGGACCAGCUCCUGGCAGCCAUCCGCUCCAGCAACCUCAAACAGCUCAAGAAGGUGGAGGUACCGAAGCUGCUGCAGUAGGGAGCGGGGACGGCUUUUCCCCCCGCAGCCCGGCGUGGCAGACCCCAGGACGCUCGCCUUUCUCAUGACUGUUUCCAUGACAAGCCCUUUGGGACCCUGCAGUGACCGACGCCAAGGAGCAGCGAUCUCUCUGGGAUGGACGGAGGAAGGGCCGGGCCCGAGGAGGGCCAGCACGGUCGUUCGAUGCAGUGCAGGAGGAAGACGUAUUUAUUAUUUUUAUGGUUGUGAAGCCUUCAAGCUCUUUCUUUUGCCAGCACCGUGCCCCGCUCUGUCCGGCCGCCUGGAGAUGCCGAGGAUGGAGGAGGGGUCUGCAGAGCUGGUCCUUACGGGAAACUCCCCUUGGAGAGCGCCGAAGGGGCUUGGCACCCUCCGUCCCGGCUCGCCCACCGGGCCCCCGAGGUGGUCCAGCCUGGGGUGAGCAGAGGUACCCUCCCAGCCUCGCUUUUCAGAGGGGCAGGGGACAGCCAGACCAUCGUCACGGCUUGCCUCUCCACGGGGUCUCCGGGUGGCCGGGAGAGUUACGGGGUGCAGGCACAGCGGUGGGGUGCCGGCUCGCGGGGUGCAGGCUCGACGUCGGGAGGAAUCGGGAGGGUUGGAGAAGGGAGCAG